AUGAUGCACGAACUUACUCCUAAGAAUGUGAAAUCGACAAAAAGCAAACAGGACGUGAAGCAGCAAGACGCCGAAGACUCUUUGUCCAAGAAGAGCUUGACCAAAGUACAAUCUCACUUCUUGGUCCCGUCCGAGAAACUGGACAAGGUGACCAGACGAGUGAUCGCUCCGUACGCGCAAAUAGAACGGAAAGGCUUGAAAGAAUCCGAACAGAAGGCCAGGAAAUAUCUCGACAUUAACAGAUUCAACGUGUUCCUGGAUGACGAGAUCGAUUUGGACGCGUUAUUGUACGAAACUGCCAUGGUUUUGAAGAACUUUACCAAUAGCUCCGGAGUUUUUGUAUACACGGUCGAUCAAAUGAAGGGUGAGAUCGUCUUAAUGUCCCAAAAUACGAAGAAUCCUGAUAGACACGAAGUUAACAUACCUAUUGGAGAGAAUAAGGUCGUAGCUGCCCACGUGGCCUUUACCAAAGAGAUGCUAGUGCUUGAUGAUGUGCAACGUGAUAGACGCUUCGCUGAAGGCUUAAAAUGGAUCGAGGCGAAGGUAGCACUGUGCAUGCCAGUGUUAAAGCCCGACGGAGAAUGCCACGCCGUCUUAGAAAUGUACAGGACGCAUGCCGAGCCAUAUGAUGAUGACACUGUGUACACUGUUGUGAGCGUGGCUUGCUGGGCAGGGGCGGCUGUUCACCAGGCCCAAGAGCGAAUCACCCUUCAGAAGACCGCCCAUCUCAACUCGGAGCUCAGGACACUGCUACACAACUAUUUCUGUGACCUCGCGUCCAUCGACACCAUGCUUACUGAUAUGUUGGCGAUCGUGAAAUCAUUCAUAGGAGCUAUGAGGAGUAGUUUCUACAUUAUAGACAAGGAAUAUUUCGGUGAUGAUGUUUACGCGGACAUGUGGGACGAUGGGUGGUCCACAGAAAAAUCUAAAAUGCCACGGAAGAGAACUAAAAUUAAUUUGAGUCGUGAGCACACCCCGGCGGGUCUGGUAUCGCGAACCGGAAAGAAAUUAAACGUAAAUGACGCGUACAAAGACUCGAGGUUUACGAAGGAAAUAGAUUCGACAACCGGCACUGUCGUCAGGUCCUGCUUGGUGUCGCCCAUCGUCGAUAAACAUGGAGUAAUCGGAGUGGUGCAGCUAACGAACAAAAACAACGCCCUUCCCUUCAAUCACGAAGACGAAAUGAUAUUCGAAGUGUUUAUAAGUUAUUGUUCUCUAAUCGUACACUUCUAUAAUAUGCAUCAGAAGAAAAUAUAUCAUGAAAAUAAGAACAUAAUUUAUAACGAUCUGAUGAAGCUCCACCUGAAACCCUGUCGGCAUGACGUCGAGGAACUGAUGGAGACCAACGGCAUUCUGCUGCCGCCUAGUAACUUCCGGACUUAUGAUUACGACAUCAGCGAAGGGAACAGGGAGGAGAUGGCGGGCCUGGUGUGCUACAUGUUCAAGGAAACGUUUGCCGAUCGUAAUUUCGAGCGACAGCAGCUAGCGGAGUUCGUGUUAUCCGUCCUCAGCUGUUACAGGGACAACCCGUACCACAACGCGCAGCACGCCUUCACGUUCACCCACACGAUGUUCAUGAUAUUAGUCAACAAUACGGGCUACUUUGAGUUCGCUGAAGUGGCGGCCCUAAUGAUAUCGGGUCUCUGUCACGACCUGGACCAUCCCGGGUACAACAACAACUUCCUGAUGCUCUGCAAGCACCCACUGGCCCUCAUGUACAAGACGUCGAUACUCGAGAAUCAUCAUUAUUUUCUCGCCAAGAAGAUCGUUGAGGAUAAACAAAUAUUCAGCAAGUUACCGAUAGUCGAUCAAGAACGAAUAUUGGAGGAGAUGAAAUACGCCAUACUGUGCACCGACCUGGCGGUGUACUUCCAGCUGAGGGCGCAGCUGGCGCCGCUCAUCGCUGACCAGACCUUCGACUGGAACGACAACCAGCACAGGAAGCUACUCAAGGGCAUACUAAUGACGACCAGCGACUUGUCCGGAUCCUGCAAGCCAUUCGGAGUCGCCAAAGCGAACGCUCAAUGCGUCUAUGAAGAGUUUUAUAAUCAAGGCGACAAAGAGCGGUCCAUGGGCUACACGCCGCUGAGCAUGAUGGACCGGCGUCGCAGCAUCAACCAGCCGGCGGAACAGAUCCAGUUCCUCUCCGUGGUCGUGUUUCCUUGUCUGAUGUUACUUCAGAAUUUUUUCCCUAACACCGUACAGCUCAUGGAAAACUGCAGGAAAACUCAAGAAGCGUGGCACGAGGAGAUAGAGACCAGAGGACAGAGGCUGUGGCGUCAGGGCGAGUCGGUCGCCGCGUCGCAACCCAGCAAGAUCCUCAUCAAGUCUUGCUUCGAGCAGGACAGUUAAAACAUGUAUUGCUAUACAUUAUUACAUUUUAAUAAAGUUUCCUUGUAAUUAAUUCGUUUUUGUU
Bombyx mandarina (wild silkworm) is the source of this 2416-nucleotide messenger RNA. RefSeq names its product cAMP and cAMP-inhibited cGMP 3',5'-cyclic phosphodiesterase 10A. Gene Ontology annotation, molecular function: protein binding; 3',5'-cyclic-nucleotide phosphodiesterase activity. Gene Ontology annotation, biological process: signal transduction. Lineage: Eukaryota; Metazoa; Arthropoda; Insecta; Lepidoptera; Bombycidae. The record is from RefSeq and is a predicted model, not a curated record.